This is a messenger RNA of Acanthosepion pharaonis, 582 nucleotides long. The record is from the annotation of a GenBank genome assembly. Lineage: Eukaryota; Metazoa; Mollusca; Cephalopoda; Sepiida; Sepiidae.
AUGGUAUCCGUUGGUUCAUUCUUUUUCUUUCACUCUCUCUUUCUCUAUCUCCAUCUCUUUCUCUCUUUCUGUCACUUUUAUCGAAAAGAAACAGUGAUAGAAACAAAAUGUGAAAUCUAUCUAUCUAUCUAUCUAUCUAUCUAUCAUUUUGUUCAUUAUCUAUCUAUCUAUCUAUAUCAGUCUGUUCAUUAUCUAUCUAUCUAUCUAUCUAUCUAUAUAUAUAUAUAUAGUCUAAUCAUUAUUAUCUAUCUAUCUAUCUAUCUAUCUAUAUAUAUAUAUAUAUAUAUAUAUAUAGAUAUCUAUCUAUCUAUGUCAUUCUCUUCAUUAUCUAUCUAUCUAUCUAUCUAUCUAUCUAUCUAUCUAUCUCAGUCUGUAUCAUUAUCUAUCUAUCUAUCUAUCUUUUAUAUAUAUAUAUAUAUAUAUAUAGUCUGUUCAUUAUCUAUCUAUCUAUCUAUCUAUCUAUCUAUAUCUAUAUAUAUAUAUAUAUAUAUAUCUAUCUAUCUAUCUAUCUAUCUUUCAUUAUCUAUCUAUCUAUCUAUCUAUCUAUCUAUGUUAUUAUGUUCAUUAUUGAAGAUAACUUAG